UUUCUUGAUUUUCACUAUUUGAUGCUAAACAUGGGCUACAUGCAAUUCUCAUUUCUGCUCAUUUUCUGGUUGUAUCUGUUUUCUUUUUCUUCAUCCAUACCUCAUCUGUGCCGGAAAGACGAAAGGAUUUCCCUUAUAAAACUCAAGAAAUCGUUUACUCUGAAUUCCUCGGCCUCCGCUAAUUAUUGCAUUAACGCUUAUCCAAAAAUGAGUUCAUGGAAAAUGAGCAGAGAUUGCUGCUCGUGGGAUGGAGUGAUAUGCGAUGAGAUGACUGGCCAUGUUAUUGAACUUCACCUCAGCUGCAGCAAUCUUGUUGGGACCAUUGAUUCCAAUAGCAGUCUAUUCCAAUUCUGUCAUCUCCAAAGUCUUGAUCUUUCUGGGAAUAACUUCUGUCGUUGUCCUAUCUCACCUGAAUUUGGCAGGUUUUCAAACUUGACUUAUCUUGAUCUUUCCUGGUCAGAUUUCUCAGGUCAAAUUCCUUCUGAAAUCUCUUAUCUUUCCAAGUUACAAUCUCUUAGUAUCGCCACACAUUCUGACGGUACGAAGCUAAGACUUGGACCUCACAACUUUAAAUUGCUCCUUCAGAAUUUGACCUAUUUAAGAGAGCUUGAUCUUAGUUUCGUGAACAUCCCUUCCUCUAUUCCUCUGAAUUUCUCUUCCCAUUUAACAAUUCUGAGCCUGGCAUAUACAGGAUUGCAUGGGAUAAUACCUGAGAGUAUUUUUAACCUGCCCGUCCUGGAAAUACUUUAUUUAGGAGGCAAUCAGUUGCAAGGCCAUGUUCCCAAGUCAAUUCGGAACCUUGUGAACCUAACAUGGCUUGAUCUUUCUUUCAAUAAUUUUAGUGGUCAUGUCGAUGUCAGCCUCUUUUCUGACCUCGAACGUCUUUAUUAUCUUAGUCUUUCAUAUAAUUGUAUCUCAUUGACUAAUGAAAAGGAAGUUAAAUCUAUUUUGCCCGAAUCUCUUACUAACCUACUAUUGGCGGCAUGUGAAGUGAAAGAAUUGGAGUUUCUAAGAUCCGCAAAGCAGCUUCAGGAGUUGGACCUUUCAAAUAAUAAGAUUCAAGGAAGAAUUCCUGAUUGGGCGUGGUCUAAUUGGAACUUUCGAUUGUCAACUCUUAAUCUAUCACACAAUAUGUUGACAAGCGUGGACACAAUUCCUCUUCAAUCUGGAUAUAUUAUUGAUUUACGAUCUAAUUUUCUUCAAGGGUCACUACCUAUUCCACCAGAUACCACAAAAUACUUCUUCAUAUCCCACAAUAAUCUUAGCAAGGAAAUUCCUCCAUCUAUUUGCAAUUUGACAUCACUAGUAAUGUUAGAUUUGGGCAGAAACAAGUUGAAGGGAGCAAUUCCGCAAUGUUUGGGUAAUAUCAAUUGCCUCCAGGUUCUGGAUAUGCAACACAACAGUCUCACCGGGACUCUUCCAAUGACUUUUAGAACUGGAAGUUCACUGAGAAGCCUCAACUUGCAUGGCAAUAAACUAGAGGGGAAAAUUCCCCUAUCUUUGGCCAAUUGCACGGGGUUGGAGGUUCUUGAUUUAGGAGACAAUCAUCUUAUCGACACAUUCCCCGUGUGGUUGGGAACUCUUCCAAAGUUGCAAGUUUUAAGCUUGAGAUCCAAUGAAUUCCAUGGGUCCAUUCAACCUUCAAUGAUUGAAACUAUUUUUCCCGAGCUUCGAAUCAUAGAUCUCUCUUACAAUGCCUUCUCGGGAAACUUACCUACGAGUCUAUUUCAACAUUUGAAAGCCAUGAAGACAAUUGAUCCAUCAAAGAAGGCACCAAGUGAUGAAGAAGCUGGAUAUUACCAAGACUCGGUAGUUGUAGUAACAAAGAGAUUGGAGCUUGAAGUUGAGAGAAUCUUGUUUUUGUACACCACUAUCGAUCUAUCAAAUAACAGAUUCGAAGCACAUAUUCCUAGUGUUCUAGGAGAUCUCAUAGCGCUUCGGGUUCUGAAUUUGUCUCAUAACGGAUUGCAAGGUCAUAUACCAUCAUCACUUGGAAAUUUAUCUGUAGUCGAAUCAUUGGACUUUUCAUUUAACCUGCUUUCUGGAGAGAUACCAGAACAACUUGCUUCUCUUACAUCUCUUGAAUUCCUAAAUCUAUCCCACAAUCAUCUCCGAGGAUGCAUCCCUCAAGGACGUCAAUUUGCUACAUUUGAGAACAAUUCAUAUAAAGGUAAUGAUGGAUUGCGUGGAUUCCCUGUUUCAAAAGGUUGUGAAAUUAGCGGAAUGCCAGAGACAGACAACACAACACAUGUGCUUGAUGAAGAAAGCAGUUCAACAUUUCUAGGUGACUUUAUACAGGGCAUUCUCAUGGGAUAUGGGACUGGACUUAUUAUUGGAUUCUCCAUAGCAUAUUUCAUCCUUACGAGUAGAAAUCCCAAUUGGCUUUCUAGGAUCUACGAAGAACUAGAACGCAGAGUCUAUAUGAGAAGGCAAAAGAAGCAGCGAGGCCAUCAAAUGCACUACAGAAGAAGAAACAAUUGAAUUGGAGAUGCAAUAUAACUGCUUGUUUUGGUGAAGCAGAUUUGAUAAUAAAGUAAUAUAGAAAAUUUUAAUGUAUUCCAAUGAAUGUUGUAGACUUGUACUCCUUUUUUUAAUUGUUAUUUUGGUUUUCUAUACGUUUGAAUGAGAACGAUAAGGUAUAUUCCAUUA
Capsicum annuum is the source of this 2649-nucleotide messenger RNA. Its product is annotated as receptor-like protein 9DC3. NCBI's taxonomy places the organism in Eukaryota, Viridiplantae, Streptophyta, Magnoliopsida, Solanales, Solanaceae. The record is from RefSeq and is a predicted model, not a curated record. The transcript has a single exon. Bases 22 to 2481 code for a protein of 819 amino acids. Gene Ontology annotation, molecular function: protein binding.